Molecule: messenger RNA, 1722 nt
Organism: Zasmidium cellare ATCC 36951
Lineage: Eukaryota; Fungi; Ascomycota; Dothideomycetes; Mycosphaerellales; Mycosphaerellaceae
Exons: 3
Coding region: 1-1722 (573 amino acids)
Source: RefSeq, a predicted model, not a curated record
AUGCAGCCCUCAGGCAAUGACUGGCCCAGUCAGGGUGUACCUGUUACCUCUCAGGAUUUGCAAGCCUUGGAUGCAUCCUGGUUGAAUGUUUCCCAAGGACCUGUAGACAUGGGCUUGUCGCCGUCUCUGAGUCAUGAGAGCCAGAGUACGCGCCCGCUCACUUUGCUAUCAGAGCCCGAUCUUCCAUUGUUGCCCCCAGGAUUGGACCUUUCCUUCAUCAGCGAGCCAAGCUGGGACCCCUCCGCGCCUGUGAUGUACUCUAGCCCCCAGGCUCCACAAGGAUGUGCACCCAAUGCCAUGGCCUCUCCCCAAAACAUGCCAGGUGGACUUGCCAUGGGACCUGCCAACCAAGGCUUUCACGGACCACAGCCUGAGAUGUAUGGUCCACAACAGCCCGUGUAUUACUUCCAAGGUGCGCAGGCCCCUGGUCCAAGGCGGACAGUAUCAGACCCAUCUUUGAUCCAGAGGAGGCCCAUCAUGCCACGGACUGAGGAGUUUGCCAUCCAAGGUCCACCAGCCCACGGCCAAUACCAUAUGCAUCAGCAUCAAACUUCCGGUGCUGGCUACGCAGAACCUGCUACUGUAAGUACUGCUCAAGGCUCGAGGGAAGAUACCAUGGCCCAAUCAAGCGUGCCCAUGCAAGGGUCCGGAUACGCGCCACAGCAACCCAGGGCCAACGCUCCAGUCCGUCAGGUUCCCACUCCACGUUCGGACACUGCCCCUCCAAGCCGGUCUUCCACUGCCGCAUACGGACCUGAACAUGGCCAUGAGGACUUUACCAGGUACAUCCGCUAUGACCAGGAUGAGAAACCAGUCCAUUCAGCAGAGAGCUUUAAUCCUGGAUAUGGACAUAUGGCCUUGCAACCCUACCCUGUUGUUCCUGGAGAGAUCAAAGCAGGAUUGGCAACUCCACCUCAGGAUGGCUCCGCUCAGUACCAGACUGCCUCUGCUCCUGCCAGUAUGUCCGGUGAAGAUGAAGGCCGCCACAGGAACCACCCACUCUACAGCGAAGGCCCGCAUGCUGAUGGAUUGUAUCACUGCCCAUUCAAGAGUGACCCCAGCUGCCAACACAAGCCCACGAAGCUCAAGUGCAACUAUGACAAGUUCAUUGACUCCCACCUGAAGCCAUUCCGCUGCAAGGUUGACGCCUGCUCCAAGCAGGAAUUCUCAUCCACUGCCUGCCUCCUCAGGCACGAAAGAGAGGCUCAUGGCAUGCAUGGACAUGGUGACCGCCCACACCUCUGCUUCUACCCCGGCUGUGAACGUGGCAUUCCCGGCAACGGAUUCCCAAGGAGGUACAACCUCUUUGACCACAUGAAGCGGGUGCAUGACCACAAGGAGGACCCAGCAUCCAGCCUCGCUGCCGCGGAGGCUCAAGGACCUCGCAAGACUGCCGGCCGCAAGCGCAAGUCGCCUUCGUCGGUGAGUGAGGAGCCAGCUGCACAGCGGCAAAAGACCCAGCACGUGCAGCCUCCCUCGCCACCUACUUUGGCCAUGCCCCCAGCCGGAUAUGAGCAGCCCAUGCCCGGAUAUGCUCCAGAGGUCAGCCGACGAAACCAGAACAGGCAGAGGAUCCUUUACUCCCAAUGGGCCAACCAGAGAGAGCUGCUUGAGUUCCAGAUGAGUUCCGUUCGGAGUCCAGAUGAUGAAGCCGGACUUGCUAGCAUCAGCCAGAACAUUGAGGAGCUUCGUCGUCUUUCCCACCAGGCUAGGCACGGCUGA